UUUGUCGCGAACGAUAUAUAUAGAGGUUCUAAUUUGGCGUGGGAGGCUUAACUAGAGCGCCCUACGAGUGAAGGCACCAUCAUCAAAGUCUCACCUUUACCUCCUACUUACGCUAUACUAUUGACCCUCGUCCACCACUCCGCGCAAGACUUGCGGCAAUCCUCAGCGAAGAAGUCGCAGGCUACCGACCUACCAAUCGACCAGCUAACCCAAUCCUCACCUCAAAAGCCAUAACAACUCCACAAAAUGGCCGCCCAACGCCAGGCCUCCUCCGCCUCCCAAACGCCCCUCAUCUCCCCAGCAGAGCUUUCCUACCUCUACACAUCACUAUCUCUCCCAGACGGCCCUAUCCGCCCCGAUGGCCGCUCGCCCACGCAAUUCCGCCCAUUGACCGCAGAAACAGACAUUCUGCCGGGCACCAACGGUAGCGCGCGCGUUGGGUUCGCUGACGGUACGCAAGCCAUCGUGGGUGUGAAGGCUGAGGUGGAAAAGACCGUUGUUGCGGCCGAAGCACUGAAUCUAUCGCAAAAAACGCAGGAAGAUUACGCCGAUAAUGAAGGCGGAGAGGGCCAGAAAACAUCCAGUCAUGGCCAUGGCUCGUGGGUGCAGAUGUCUAUUGAGAUCCCGGGGUUUCGGGAUGAUGAUGCCCUCCCGGUUUUCUUGUCGGAGAUGAUGCGCGAGCCGCUUGUUGAGUCGGUCGCUGGAGGCGAUGGAAAGGGUGAGGAUGAGAUGGCUGGGGGGUUGAAGGGGAGGUUGGUUAUUAAUAAGAGGUGGCAUUGGAGGUUGUAUAUUGAUGUGCUGCUGCUGUCGCAGCCUCUGUCGUAUCCGCUGCCGUUGCUGUCUUUGACGACUCAUUUGGCUCUUUUGUCGACUAAGCUGCCUAAGCUCAAGUCCAAGGGAGAAGAAGAUCCCUUCUUCGAUGAUGAUUGGAAUGCCGCUGAAUAUCUAUACCCCCGCUCGCAGUCUGGGCCUCGCCUAUCCUCUACGAAGCAGGUCCGGCCUCCCGUGACGCUGCUUGUUAUUUCAGUGGGCGAUAAUGUCAUCUUUGAUCCUAACAGGGAGGAAAUCACUGUCGCGGAUACUGUUCUGGCUGUUUCUAUCACCCAGGAUAGUGACUCGGAUGGUCUGAAACUACUUUCUAUUCGCACAGUCGACCCUCCGUCCCGUCUUACGCAGCCGGGUGUGUCGAACUCGGAGAAUGUGGCGACACUGGGUUCUACAGCAGCUGCGGAAGAGGCGGCCAUGACGGACCCGUCUACUGGCGAAGAGGUCGCGGGCGUUUGGAGACCCCGACGGGGCGGUGUCAAGCGGCGCACGAUUGCAAAGAUGCUCAAGCUGGUCUUGCAGAAGGGAGGUGUUGGUGAAGAGGUCCUUGAGGGUCUUGAGGGAGUCCAGGUGGGCUGAUCAAUUGGUUGACGAAUGGUUGAAAAUAUUGCCUCAAGCUGUGGCUAGAAUCAUGGAGGGCAUAAUGCACCCGCGCACCACCGCAAGAGUGGACAAUAUGGGAUAGCAGUCCGACGCUAUCUACCCUAUCUCUGAUACCGAUUCCAGGAACAAGCGGUGGUCCUCUGAAGAGAGAUUAGACAGGUACAUUAGACACAAUAAUACCGAUCUACUACCUCGUGCUGUGAGGGAGGAGGGAUUCAAUGACAGAAGCAUGUCCAGCAUGCCAAUGAUACACCAUUCUAUCCGAGCUUCCACAGCGCAUUCACACUAUUAGAUUUCAAUAUUUGUAACAGAUAGUUCUCAAACAUCAAUCCGGAAGCUAUC
Messenger RNA from Aspergillus welwitschiae, 1770 nucleotides. RefSeq names its product exosome non-catalytic core subunit RRP42. Gene Ontology annotation, cellular component: cytoplasmic exosome (RNase complex); nuclear exosome (RNase complex). Bases 247 to 1404 code for a protein of 385 amino acids. NCBI's taxonomy places the organism in Eukaryota, Fungi, Ascomycota, Eurotiomycetes, Eurotiales, Aspergillaceae. Gene Ontology annotation, biological process: nuclear mRNA surveillance; exonucleolytic trimming to generate mature 3'-end of 5.8S rRNA from tricistronic rRNA transcript (SSU-rRNA, 5.8S rRNA, LSU-rRNA); U5 snRNA 3'-end processing. The record is from RefSeq and is a predicted model, not a curated record. The transcript is spliced from 2 exons.